Toxotes jaculatrix (banded archerfish) is the source of this 1057-nucleotide messenger RNA. RefSeq names its product RAD52 motif containing 1 (gene rdm1). Gene Ontology annotation, cellular component: nucleolus. Bases 157 to 999 code for a protein of 280 amino acids. Lineage: Eukaryota; Metazoa; Chordata; Actinopteri; Toxotidae. Gene Ontology annotation, molecular function: RNA binding. The transcript has 9 exons. The record is from RefSeq and is a predicted model, not a curated record.
CUUUACUGAGUAUUAAAUAUAACCGGAGACACAAAGUACCGACGGGUAACGGACUAACGGGCGGAGAUUUAUCGAACACACCGUAAAACUCCUUUCAGAUAAUUAACCACUGUCCCCCAUGGUUCUGUUCAACGUUCUCUGGUUGUACGUGGUGUGAUGGAUGGAGAGGUGGAGGUGGACAUCUUGGAGUUCGUGGUUCCCGUGGAAAACAAUAAGAGUCUGUUUGUGUGGGACAUCCAACCAUCUCUCACUGAGGCUCAGAUCUAUGACAGGUUGUUUGGUGUGUUCUCGUCCUUCGGUCCUCUCUACCUGUUGAAGGUGAGUCCUAACGCCCCCCUCCACCCCCCUGGUUUCUACGCCCUCGUCAGGUUCUACUCUGCUGCUCAGGCCUCAAAGGCUCAACAACAGACGGACGGACGCUCGCUGUUCCAGAGCUCUCCACUCAAGGUGAGGCUGAGCUCCAAAGACACACCUCACUUCCUGUGUAACGACCGACCUCUAAGCCACGCCCGCUGCCUGGAACUGGCCAACCACUGCCUGGGAUUCAACGGCUGGACCUCUGACAUCAUCACACUGAAGGAGCUCACCAACGAAGAAGAAGAAGAAGGUGAUGAGGAUGAGGAGGGUGGAGGCGGGAGGCGGAGGAGGCUGAGGUUUGGCUGCCUGCUGCAGCUCAGCUUCCCCCAUCACGGACAGAGCACCAGAGGAACAGCGGUGGUGGAGGACAGCUUCACCUGCACAGGUCCAGAUGUUUUGCUUCAGAAACGCUGUAAACUACAGAAGCUGGUCCGAGAGAAAGCUCUGGUUCAGGCCUUCACCACAGUGCUGCUCAUACUACCAGGAAACGGGAAAGUGAUGGUGGAGGUGAAACAGACUUCAGAUCAAGGUUUACCUGAGCAGACUGAAGAAGUCGUCCAGGUGAAUGAGUUUUCCUGGAGUGAGUUUGCUCCUGAUGAAGAGGAGGGUGAAGAUGAAGAGUGGGAUCUGACUGUAUCAUAGGCACCCAAAGGAUUGUGGGUAGGACCGGGUGUAGAGUGAUGCAUGAUGGGAAACCUGA